CUGUAAUGUAUGACUGCUGCUGGUUGUCCUUGCUCUUGGUAACCUCUGAUCCCGGAAGCUCAUCCGGAUGGUGACGUUGUUCAAGACAUGGCGAUGGCGCGUUUGUUUGUUGUCUGGAGCUGGACAUUUCUUAUCUGCAUGUUGUUGUCGACGUCGGUUCAAGGCCGAAUUCAUCGCCUGAUCCUAAAGGAUGAUAUUAGGCAAAAGAUCCAUUUAAACACAUUUGGUUUCUUCAAGAAUGGAAAUAUGACUGUGGAAAUGACCAGUUUGACAUCAAAAGAGGUUGACUUCAAAACUGUUGAUACCUCCGCACUGGGCCUUAGUUUGGACAAAACCAAAAAUGAUGGCUUCUCAUCCUAUUUGGAAGAAGAUAUUGAUUUUUGCUUCUUGAAGAAAAAGCCUCCAAAUAAUAUACCUAUUACACUCUUCCUUAUUGACUUUGGAAAACUUCAAGUUAAAGUUCUGACAUCUGGAAACAAUCAGCCAACAAUCAAUGUUGGAACUGCAGGAAGCCAACCAGUCAAGGAUAAAAGCAGCAAGACAGAUGUGAAAUCACAGAGUGAGUCUAAGAAAGUGGGAGAACUCCAAAAAAAGAAUGAAACCAUAAAACAGUCUGAGCAAGUGCAAAAGGCAAAACCAAAAUCUGGAAGUGCUGUUGAACCAAAGGAUGAAACUAUUCCACUGCAGAAAAAAAAUCUAUCCUAUUCAUUCAUGUUCUCACUUACUAUUAACAGUGAAGAGGAGCAGGGACUUUACAGUCUGUACUUUCAUAAUUGCUACACUGAUGAAAAGCCAUCUCCGCAGUCUUUCCGGUUUGACAUGGAUAUUACAAUUGUGGAACAGAAUCCUGGCAGUUAUUUAUCUGCAGGAGAGAUCCCACUCCCCAAACUCUAUAUUUCUAUGGCUUUCUUCUUCUUUCUGGCUGGAGUUUUCUGGGUUUAUAUCCUCCGGAAGCGCAGCAGUGAUGUGUUUAAGAUCCAUUGGCUGAUGGGGGCGCUUGCAUUCACCAAAUCCUUGUCUCUUGUUUUCCAUGCUAUUGAUUAUCACUUUAUAUCAACUCAGGGUUAUCCCAUUGAAGGUUGGGCUGUGGUAUACUACAUAACUCACUUGUUGAAAGGUGCUCUGUUGUUCAUUACAAUUUCACUAAUCGGAACAGGCUGGGCCUUCGUUAAACACAUCCUGUCUGACAAAGACAAGAAAAUCUUUAUGAUAGUUAUUCCACUCCAGGUCCUUGCUAAUGUCGCUUACAUCAUUAUUGAAUCGACAGAAGAAGGAACGACAGAAUAUGGACUGUGGAAAGAGAUCCUCUUUCUUGUUGAUCUCCUUUGUUGUGGUGCCAUCCUAUUCCCUGUUGUGUGGUCAAUUAGACAUUUGCAAGAAGCAUCAGCUACAGAUGGAAAAGCUGCAGUUAACUUGGCGAAACUGAAGCUAUUCAGACAUUAUUAUGUUAUGAUUGUGUGUUACAUUUAUUUUACGCGGAUCAUAGCAAUUCUGAUCAAAAUCAUUGUGCCUUUCCAGUGGAAAUGGCUGUAUCAGUUCCUAGAUGAACUUGCCACGCUUGUGUUCUUCUGUUUGACGGGAUAUAAGUUUCGACCAGCUUCAGACAAUCCCUACCUUCAACUACCUCAGAAUGAGGAAGAUGUAGAGAUGGAUGAAGUUGCACAGGUUGGCACAACCACCUUAUCCCAAGGAUUUCACAUGGCUGCUUCAUUCCAAGUGAAAUGAAAACAGAAAGUGCUGGAAAACCCUUUUUCAGCUACGGACAUUUCCCUUAAGCUUUAAAAAAAAGUAUAUACUUGGGUAAUGGUCGAAUUUUAUUGACAAUUUUUGAAUGUUAAAUUUAUGGGGUCGACUAAUACAUGUAUAUUACUGUUGAGGGGCUGAGAUUCAUGCUGUACCAUUAGCAGAAGCCCAAUUGAUCUCUAAACGGAUAAGGAAGAUAAACGACUUAUGAUAAUUCUGAAAACAUGGAGUGGAACACAACAGCCAGUGGACUGGAAGACAGAGAGCGGAGCAGAACAACUGGCAAACUGGAAAGCUGAAGUGGAACGUGACGGCUGGUACACUGACUCAUAAACAUUGAUCUGUUCUCUGUGAAGAGCUCGGGUCGAUUUUUACAUGAGAUAUAUGGAAAAUUUCAGGUUAUUUGGCCAUAAAUAUGGGAUUGACUUUUACAUGAGAUCGACUAUUACUCGAGUAGUUACGGUAAAAUCUAGAACACACUAACAAACCUUAUAUUUAACUUGCUGGAGCACAAAACAAUAUAAAAUGAAACCCCAUUUUUGUUGCAGAAAAUCACUUCACUAGAAAGCCAAGCUUCAAGAAAUGUCUUAAAAAAAAAUUAUUGUGGCGACAGAAUAACAUAGAAAUGAAUUACUAAUUUCAGACUCUCAGCCCACUAGUUACUAACAAAAAAAUGGAAAUCCGAAGUUACAACAAAUAAUGUCAAAAAUAUAAUCAAAAUCCCCCAGUUUACAUCAAAUACAAAAAUGAGACAGUGCAUGUAUACUGUAGUGAGUUAACAGUACACAAAGAAUGGUACUUCAACCUGAUAUCUUGGGUACUUCUGUGAAUCUGCAUCUCUUUCUCUCUCUAAGGCAACUCAUUAA
Molecule: messenger RNA, 2609 nt
Organism: Chiloscyllium plagiosum (whitespotted bambooshark)
Lineage: Eukaryota; Metazoa; Chordata; Chondrichthyes; Orectolobiformes; Hemiscylliidae
Source: RefSeq, a predicted model, not a curated record